ACAAAUACUACUACAACAUCUCCCUUUUUGUCAUCAGCAUCUGAUCCAAUCAAUCCUCAGGCAGCUGAACAAAAAAUGGCUUCUCUCAAACAUUACUUCCCAUAUUUUCCCUUGCCACCCCCCAAUCCAAUGCCUCCAUUUCCAAAACCAACACCCCCUCCACCUCACAACAACCCACCAAAUGUAGCUCCACCACACCACCCCAUUACUCCACCACCCAAUCCAACACCACCUCAUAACAUCCCGUCACCUCCAUUUCCAAAUCCAACACCAUCUCCACCUUACAGCCCACCAAAAGUAGCUCCACCACAUCACCCCGUUAUUCCACCACCACCACCUCCGCCUCCAGCAGUCAAGCCUCCUAAGAUCCCACCACCACCAGCCUUCAAACCUCCGCCACAACCUCAUCCUAUUUCUCCUCCACCCCAUUCAGUUCCACCACCACCACCACCUGGACACCAUUCAACUGUUGUCAUUGUGGUGUUUGUGUCACUUGGGGGUCUAUUCUUUCUUGCAUUCCUCUCUGUCCUCCUAUGUUGCUUCAUUAAGAAGAGAAAGAAGAAAACGGUUCACGAAACUGAGAUCUUAAAGAUUGAUGAACAUGUGAAAGUACAUGAAGCCAUUGUGCCAGGUCCACAUGGUGAACAAACUACAGUUCUAACUGUUGAAGAGGAUCUGCAUAUUGAAGAAGAAAUAAAGAAGGAUGAAAAGGUAAUGAGUAAAGAUUCACAUCUUAAAUCUUCUGGGAAUCAUAAUGCCGCUGCUGAUAUGCCAGAACCUUCUUCUGGGUCAAAUCAUCAACUUCUUGAGAACAAGCUCUGAUUGAACGUUACAUAAAAUGAGUGGCAUAAGAAGAUUGUGUGUUUCCAUGAUAAGUUAAACCCUAUUGGCUACUGAUAAUAAAUAUUUCUUGUUCUUUCAAUCCCCCAAAUGGAUAAUAUUGCUGUCAUGAAAAAACUGUGGAGGCUUUUUUAACAUAUUCACAUUCCUUUGUAAUAGAAAUCCAAGCAAAAGCCAUUGAAUUUAUAACCAAAAAAGAAAAAUAAGCAUAUAUCUUUCUUCUUAUAUUAGAGAAUAUGGACAAUAUGUUUGUC
Molecule: messenger RNA, 1094 nt
Organism: Carica papaya (papaya)
Lineage: Eukaryota; Viridiplantae; Streptophyta; Magnoliopsida; Brassicales; Caricaceae
Gene: TED7
Product: tracheary element differentiation-related 7
Biological process (GO): plant-type secondary cell wall biogenesis
Source: RefSeq, a predicted model, not a curated record